This is a messenger RNA of Diprion similis, 2565 nucleotides long. It is a transcript of the gene alpha-Man-Ia, whose product is annotated as mannosyl-oligosaccharide 1,2-alpha-mannosidase IA. The record is from RefSeq and is a predicted model, not a curated record. Lineage: Eukaryota; Metazoa; Arthropoda; Insecta; Hymenoptera; Diprionidae. Gene Ontology annotation, biological process: carbohydrate metabolic process; N-glycan processing. The coding region runs from base 296 to 2257 and encodes 653 amino acids. Gene Ontology annotation, molecular function: mannosyl-oligosaccharide 1,2-alpha-mannosidase activity; calcium ion binding. The transcript has 9 exons. Gene Ontology annotation, cellular component: endoplasmic reticulum; Golgi membrane.
GUCGUCGACACUCCCUAAAGCAGGCGUUUGAGGACCUCCGGGAUCGAUCGAGAGGUGGCAGCACUUGAACACGCGGAUCCUCGGACACAACGCGAAAGAAAGUUCAGAAGGUUGCCGCAGGCGUCGCGUCAGGACGAGAAGUCUGAGAUUUUGACAGACAGGUGGUGCUUGAGUAUGCCGUAAUGGCGUGUGACGGAUAGAGUUGACAACACACGGGGUGGUGUUUUGUCGCCGGAGGUGAAAUCGCGAGUGGUGCGUUGAGUGAGGUUCGAUAUCGGGGCACGAGGUUUGCGCGAUGACGGUCUCCGGGUCGUUGCCCACCUACCAACGGUUCGUUAACGGCGUGCCGGUUCCCUCCUUCGCCCGGCGCUCCUUUAGACCGCGGGAAAAGUAUCUCAUACUGCUCGUGUUUUUGACGUUUGGGGUCGUGUGCUUUGGCGCAUUCUUCUUCCUUCCGGACUUCCGGAACGGGACCGGCGGCGCCGCCGUCAACAGCGUCUACAAGGUGUAUCAGCACAUGCAAAAGGCCGGACCGGAGCUGCUUAUUCCGGCUCCUCCACACGCCGACGAGUCUUCGCAUCCAAACGCUAUUCCCAUCGUGAAACACGCCGAACCCGGAGGUCUCGACAUCCACGUUAUCGAGGACAAGGAAAAGCUCCAGGCAAAAAUAAACGAGGAGUAUCAGCACCAAAAAACUCUGGAAAAACCUGAUAUCGACGGUAAAUCCCGUGCGUAUGUGACUAGUAGUGCUUCGCCGUUAAUACCUGGGACAAAUCGUCGUGUGGAAGAUCCUCUCCUGGAAACUGUGCCUCCUGCCCCAGCUGAUAGACUUCCAGUCGUCGUCGGUGGCGAAGACAAGGAUCCUGUGACCCGGCAGAGACGCGACAAAGUUAAAGAGAUGAUGAAGCAUGCCUGGGUGAACUACGUGAGAUACGCAUGGGGUGAAAAUGAACUUCGACCGAUUUCGAAACGCGGUCACAGCGCCAGCAUCUUCGGGGCAACGAACAUGGGUGCCUCGAUCGUCGACGGUCUUGACACUCUCUACAUAAUGGGAUUCCACGAUGAGUUCAAACAGGGUCGUGACUGGAUCGCUGAGAAUCUGGACUUUGACCUGAACAACGAGGUUUCCGUCUUCGAGACCAACAUCCGGUUCCUGGCCAGUCUUCUCUCCUGCUACGCUCUCACAGGCGAUGUCAUGUUUCGUGACAAGGCCGCGCAACUCGGUGAAAGUCUACUUCCUGCCUUCGAGACUGAAACUGGAAUUCCUCACUCGCUAAUAAAUCUUCGUACCGGGGUUAGCAAAAAUUAUGCCUGGGCCAGCAGUGGGUGCAGUAUCUUGUCGGAAAUCGGCACAAUGGAUUUGGAGUUUACAUACCUCAGCGACAUCACCGGCAAUCCUAUAUACAAGGAAAAGGUGAGGAGGAUACGAACGGUGCUAAAGAACCAGAAUAAACCCAAGGGUCUUUAUCCGAAUUACAUUAAUCCCAAGACUGGAAAAUGGGGACAACAUCACAUGUCCCUCGGUGGUCUGGGUGACAGCUUCUACGAGUAUCUUCUGAAGUCGUGGAUCCAAUCGGGUAAAGAGGACACUGAAGCCAGAGAGAUGUGGGAUGAUGCAGUAGCUGCUCUUCUCAAUCACAUGAUAAUCAGAUCUCCUGGUGGGCUUUUGUACGCUUCAGAUCUGAAGUACGAUCGUCUGGAGCACAAAAUGGGUCACUUGGCUUGCUUUGCAGGUGGGAUGUUUGCGAUGGGUGCCAAGAGCCUGCAGAACGAGGUAUCGGAUCACCACAUGGAAGUUGCUGCUGGUUUGACCAACACUUGCCACGAGUCAUACGACCGUACAGCGACAAAGCUUGGACCGGAAGCUUUUCACUUUAUUGAAAACAACGAAGCCAAGAGUUUGAAGAAUGGAGAAAAAUACUACAUCCUUAGACCAGAGACUUUUGAGUCGUACUUCAUCAUGUGGCGGCUAACAAAGGAUCCAAAAUACAGAGAAUGGGGAUGGGAGGCCGUUCAAGCUUUGGAGAAACACUGCAGAGUCGACGGAGGGUUCACCGGAUUGACCAAUGUCUACCUUUUAGACACCCCCAAGGAUGACGUUCAACAAAGUUACUUAUUUGCCGAAACGCUGAAGUAUCUCUACUUGUUGUUCAGCGACGACGAUCUCAUCAGCUUAGACGAGUGGGUGUUCAACUCGGAAGCGCACUUUAUUCCGAUUAGAGGCAACCCGUUGUACCGACCAGCGAAUGCCGUAUAAUUAGCCUAAUUCUUGAUGGACUCGUUCAACGAAUAAUAAUUCCCCUUUCACGAACUGGUGAAGACGAAUUAAAUUAACCAUGAAAGUUGAUGGUGGAUGUAGAAAGAUGGAAACUAGAUGAAAUUAAUUUUUGUUGACAAUCUCAUUGAGAUAUUAGGAAUCGAAUCGAAGAAAACAGUUUGAAACAAACUUGCUGACCAUCGCAAGACACACUCGAAAUAUGGUACUGCAGCAAAGCGAUACUUGCAGUCUCAAAAAAUCCUGACUGCGUAGGACAGCGUAUCCAUGAUUAAAAUAAUUAUACGCGA